Molecule: messenger RNA, 1300 nt
Organism: Maylandia zebra (zebra mbuna)
Lineage: Eukaryota; Metazoa; Chordata; Actinopteri; Cichliformes; Cichlidae
Gene: pagr1
Product: PAXIP1 associated glutamate-rich protein 1
Biological process (GO): positive regulation of cell cycle G1/S phase transition; positive regulation of intracellular estrogen receptor signaling pathway
Cellular component (GO): MLL3/4 complex
Molecular function (GO): nuclear estrogen receptor binding
Source: RefSeq, a predicted model, not a curated record
GCGUAGAUCUCCAAACCAUUCCCCUCUACUGCUGGAGUGUCCGCUCGCAGUGAGUGUGGAUUAUCCACAUGACGUUGUAUCAGCGAUGAGGUGAAGCUCCCCCGCCCCGGCAGUGCAGAGGCUCAGGCAGAUCCCUACAGCCAAAAUGGCGCAAUGUUUACGUCUGUGCAUAAGCGUUUGUUAUACUUAGUGACUCUCAUGGGGAGUUUUUACUGGAAAAGUAUUUGACUCAACGUUUUAAUCGCUUUCACAGCAGCACCGAUCCGGAAGAAGCCGUUAAUGACGAUUUAAGAUCUGUUGCGAGAAACUUCACCAGCAGGAAGCAUGCAAGCUGAGGCCACAGACACCUCACUGAAAGAGGGCAUAGAGGUUCUGAACAUGAAGGACUCAGAGGAAGCUGCAGAGGGCAAAGAGGACGAGGACAGCACGAAGCAACCGGAUACGGAGAUGGCAGAGGAGGACGACGCAACAGCCAAGGAGGAUACAGAUGGGAACACAGAUGCAGUGGGAGGAGAGGCGCAGCAGGAUGAAUCUCAGGCAGACGCAGGGGUGGAGGCUGAAGAUGGAAAACAGAAAGCCGAAGAGGCGAACGGUGACUGGGAGCUUCCGUACAGCGACGAGGAAAUGGAGGACCCCAAAAACUGGAUGCCUCCUCCCGCAGAGAUCAAAAGACUCUAUGAGCUCCUCGCUAAAGGAGAUAUGCUGGAAUUGAACUUUGUGCCCCUUCCUAGAAGGCCCCCCACGCCUGAACAGACCUCUUCGCCCGAAAGAGACGAAGAGGAGGAGGCAGCCAAGGAACGGGAGAGGCAGGAGAGGGAACGCAAGCCUCCAACUCCAACUGAGUUUGACUUUGAUGAGGAGAAAAUGCAAACCACUCCAAAAAAUGCUUUCCUAAGCCGGCGCAGGACUCCUGGAUCUUCUGCCCGCUCCUCUGUUAAAAGGGAAGCUCGGCUGGACAAAGUAUUGUCAGACAUGAAGCGCCACCGCAAGAUUGAGGAGCAUAUCAUGCGCACAGGAAGAGAUCUCUUCAAGAGUGACAAGAAGCUGGAGGAAGCCCUUUCUCCAAACAGCCAGAGGGAGCGGGAGAAGGAGAGGGAACGGGACAGCAACCCCAACACCAUCUUCUCACCACGACAGAGGAGAUACUGAUGGUUUCUUUUGAGACAAGGACUUGCCCAAAGGCAUCUAAAGCCAAGCAUUUCCCUGAGGCUUUCUAAAAAAACUUGAAUUUUUUUUAAUGUAACAAGUUUUGUAUGUUUUAUGUGUUUUGUAUGAUGGCAAUAAAAAUUUUAACCCUGGA